CAUCUCAUCCCGAACCAGGGAGCUUUGUCUCUCGUUUUUUAAGUGGAGUUUUUGUCUGCCACCCUCGAGGUCGACAGACGUCUCGCUACCCAUCCCGCAGGACAUGUUCCAAUCUGCUCCGAAGUUACUCAAUCGCUACGGGGCACAUUGAUUUCUUCGCCUUGCCACUGAGCUUCCCCUUCACCUUGAACACAUCAGGGGCUCAUUUAUGUACGCGAGACAACUCUUAAAGUGAAAGCGUUGUAGCCGCCCGCGAUUGCCUGAUUUCAGAUUUGCUCCUUUACCUUACCCCGCCAAAAUGAAGGGAUUCACAACCGCUGCGCUCGCGGUAGCAGCCGCUACCACGGUGCUUGCGCAACAAUGCGCCGAUAUCAUUACCCCCAGCUACACUGCCCCUCAGGUCGCCGCUGGCUGGCAGGCACAGCUUGUCGCCAAUGGCUUCAAGAAGCCUAGGACAAUCCAUGUUGACAGCGAGGGCGCUCUGCUUGUUCUGGAUGCUGCCGUUGGUGUUUACCGCGUCACGUUCAAGGACAAUGGCGGCACUUGUCUAUCUUUGAUUGAGAGCAAGCUUCUGGUCAACAACACAAGACUCACACACGGCAUGGCCUUUUCAGAAGAUGGCAAGACCCUGUACGCCUCCUCCGUCUCCCAAGUCCUCGCCUGGGCGUACGACGCAAAGGCCGGUACCGUCAACGCCGAGCCCGCCGUCGUCAUUGACAACAUGGCAAACAACGACCAGACCACUCGUACCCUGGUCAUGUCCAAGGCCUCAAGCAACUGGCUCGUCGUCUCCCGCGGCGUCGACGAGAACUUCGAUAUCGAUGCCCUCGAUGCCAACAGCGGCCACGCUCAGGUCAAGGCCUUUGACCUGAGCAAGUCUGGCAACGACCCCUUUGACUUCAACACGGACGGCAAGCUUCUUGGCUGGGGCAUUCGCAACGCUGUUGCUGUCGCAGAGGACCCCGCUACCGGAAACGUCUGGGCCAUGGACAAUUCAAUCGAUGAUAUCACGCGCAACGGCGUCGACAUCCAUGCCAACAACCCUGGUGAGGAGCUGAACCUGCUCGGUACCAUUGCGAACGAGACCGACGCCGGCAACUACGGUUACCCGCGGUGCUUCGCCGUCUGGGAUACCAGCAUCCCGCUGAACAGCUCUCUCAACGUCGGCGACCAGUUCUCCAUGGAGCAGAACUCGACCAUGAACGAUACCCGCUGCCACAACGACUACAUCGCUCCCCGUUUGACCUUCCAAUCUCACUCGUCUCCCGUGUUCCUCAAGUUCAGCAACGACGGAUCAAAGGCCUUCAUGUCGUUCCGCGGUAGCUUCAACCGCCCCGACCCUGUCGGAUACGCCCUCACCGCAGUCGACUUCUCCAACGGCGAGCCCGUCGCCAGCAGCGACUCGACCGACGCGCUCAAGAACGUCAUGUACAACAACGACCUUAGCACUUGCCCCGAUCAGUGCUUCCGCCCAGUCGGACUCGCGUGGGACGCCAAGAACCGCCUAUUCAUGACCUCGGACGCCACGGGCGAGAUUUACAUCCUGCAGCAAAACGACACUACGCCUACGUCAACGACUCCCGGCACCAUUGUCACCGGCACCGCGACCGCGACUGCCAAGCCUGAUGCUGCGAGUGGCUUUGCGCCUUCGCUUGGUCUUGGAUUCGUUGCGCUGAUGGCCGCUACCUUGUUGUCUUUCUAGAGUGGUGCAGAGGUGAAAAUGGAGAUGGAAAGAGAAUCACUUUGAAACGACGAUGAGAGUUGGGCUACGUCUUGCCUAAAUUUGAAUGAUUCCCGGCGAGGCAAUGUUACGACACAUGAAUAUACCUAGACUACCUUUUUGAUAUGAUUACUUUAAUGAGGAGAUUGUAAACAUACAGAGUGAGGUCGGCUUGAAUCAACGGCUUAUGAUUGACUUCCUAGCGAAGAAGGGACUCGCCCAGGUACUUCUCGCCAAUUUGCACAGCUUUGAAGACUUGAUCAUUGAAAAGUUGUUUUGUCG
Colletotrichum phormii is the source of this 2002-nucleotide messenger RNA. RefSeq names its product glucose sorbosone dehydrogenase. The transcript is spliced from 3 exons. The coding region runs from base 299 to 1702 and encodes 467 amino acids. NCBI's taxonomy places the organism in Eukaryota, Fungi, Ascomycota, Sordariomycetes, Glomerellales, Glomerellaceae. The record is from RefSeq and is a predicted model, not a curated record.